Messenger RNA from Exophiala xenobiotica, 1899 nucleotides. RefSeq lists its product as uncharacterized. The coding region runs from base 1 to 1899 and encodes 632 amino acids. Gene Ontology annotation, biological process: nucleotide catabolic process. Gene Ontology annotation, molecular function: hydrolase activity. The transcript is spliced from 7 exons. The record is from RefSeq and is a predicted model, not a curated record. NCBI's taxonomy places the organism in Eukaryota, Fungi, Ascomycota, Eurotiomycetes, Chaetothyriales, Herpotrichiellaceae.
AUGGAAGGUGCGGUCACUUACACCGCUGGCGACACAACUACGCCGCCUGACCUUCGGAUCUUACAUUACAACGAUGGUAUCCCUCAUCCCGAUUUUUACCACCUCGACGCCUCUUCGGCCGAACCAGUAGGCGGCGCUGCCCGGUUUCAGACAGUCUGCAACUAUUAUCGCAAUGACACUCAAUUCUCAGGACAGUCGAAGCUCGCCACUUUGUUUUCUGGAGACGCCUUCAAUCCCAGCUUGGAAAGCAGUGUUACGAAAGGCAGUCAUAUGGUGCCUGUCCUCAAUCUAAUAGGGACCGAUGCCGCUUGCGUAGGAAAUCAUGACCUCGACUUUGGCGUCAAACAAUUUCGGAGCCUAGCCUCACGAUAUCCUCAGUUAGGUGAUGACGUCCCUCUCGGCAACGCGAAGAAAACAGUCAUCAUUACUUCUUCGAACGGGAUCAAAAUCGGCCUCAUCGGCCUCGUCGAGCGCGAGUGGUUGGACACCAUUAACUCGUUACCACCGAACUUGAUCUACAAAUCUGUCUCGGCUACCGCGGCAGAACUUGUACCAGGUCUACGUGAGCAAGGGGCCGAAAUCAUCAUUGCUAUCACACAUCAGCGGGAGCCUAAUGACAAUAAACUCGCACAGAAGACGCCGGGUGGGUUGAUAGACCUGGUACUUGGGGGUCACGAUCACUACUACUCGCACACGCUGAUAAAUAGCACACAUGUCUUACGGUCGGGUACGGACUUCAAACAGCUCAGUUAUAUCGAGGCGCGGCGGCGGCCAAGUGAGGACAAGAAGUGGGACUUCCACAUUAUCAGACGAGACAUUGUAUCAGAGAUUCCUGAAGAUCCAGAAAUGCUGAAGAUUACGGCGGAGCUUUCGGAGUCACUGAAAGGAAAGUUAGAAAAGCCGCUGGGUUAUACUGCGGCCCCGCUUGAUGCAAGAUUCACUACUGUCCGGCUGAAAGAGUCGAAUUUGGGCAACUUCGUGUGUGAUCUGAUGCGGUUGCAUUAUGACGGAGACUGCUGCCUGGUGGCCGCUGGCACCAUUCGAGGAGAUCAGGUCUAUCCGCCGGGUGUGCUGAAGUUGAAGGACAUUCUGAAUUGCUUUCCAUUCGAAGAUCCCUGCAUUGUUAUUCGCGUGACAGGUGCUGCUCUGCUGGCUGCACUUGAAAACUCCGUUUGCGCUUAUCCCGCACUCGAAGGUCGGUUUCCCCAAGUAUCGAACAUAUCAUUCGAAUUCGAUCCCUCUCUCCCACCUCAACACCGAAUAAAGUGGACCAGGGUAGGUGGUGAACCAGUCGACCUCGAGAAGAAAUAUGUCCUCGUGACGAGAGGGUACAUGGGACGAGGAAAAGAUGGCUUUGACUCAUUGCUAGUUCAGUCUGAAGGAGGACAGGCUGAAGAGAUUGUCUCAGAGGAAAACGGUGUCUUGAUUAGUAUGAUGCUCCGACAAUAUUUUAUGUCUCUGAAGAUUCUGGGCAAAUGGAAGCAUUGGGGCAAGAGCUUGAACAGACACUGGAAGGGAGUUCAGAAAGACCUGCAUGAAGCACAUCCGGUCGUAGAACCGGCGAGGGCUGAGGAGGACAGCUCGCUGAAGAGGAAGCGGGCAGAUACUUUCACAACAACCACGCCACUGGACGACUCGGAAGACGAAGAAGGGCAUCACCAGGUGGUGCAGAUACCAGACAAGUGGAGCGAUCGUGAGUUGAGUAUCAUAAGGAAGGUGAUGCGGAAAUGGAGGCGUCUUGCCGGCUUGACGGGGCAGCCGAAGUGCUGCGAUAGGAUGAGCGAGGAGGAGUUGCAGGUUGACUGGACCAGGGCUAUCGCACCCCGGUUGGAAGGGCGAAUCAAGAUGACUGAGCCAGCCGCCCACGGAGGCGCAGACUUGAAGACUGACCAUGUGUGA